This is a messenger RNA of Penicillium verhagenii, 804 nucleotides long. RefSeq names its product YoaK family protein. The record is from RefSeq and is a predicted model, not a curated record. The coding region runs from base 1 to 804 and encodes 267 amino acids. The transcript has 2 exons. Lineage: Eukaryota; Fungi; Ascomycota; Eurotiomycetes; Eurotiales; Aspergillaceae.
AUGGAGAAACCCGCGGAGACCCCGACACCGGACCUAGAGGCUAGCCCCUCCGCAGACAUGCGCAAACAAUCAACCCUCACAACACGAUGGACCCAAGAGCUCAAUCCCAGCCAUGCCGACCUCGUCUGUCUGCUCCUCUGUUUCCUCACCGGUCUGUGCGACAGCAGCGCCUACAAUGCGUGGUCCUGUUUCCUGGGCAUGCAAACCGGUAACACCAUCUUCCUCGGCCUCGGCGCCUCCAACCAGCCAACCAGCAAGCCGUGGGGCUGGCUCAAGUCCCUCGUCUCCAUCGUCUCCUUUUUCUCCGGCGCGAUGAUCUUCUCCAUCUCCAUGCGCACGGUCGGCUCCCUCCGCCGCGGCACCCUCUUCGUCUCCUUCCUCGUGCAAACGGCCCUCAUCGUCAUCGCCGUCGCUCUCAUCCAGGCCAAUCUCAUCCCCCACAAGUCAAACGAUACCACCCUGGACGGCGGCCCCUUGUUCCUGGAACUCAUCCCCAUUGGACUCUUGGCUUUCCAGUCCGCCGGUGGUAUGACCUGCAGUCGCGCUUUGGGUUACAAUGAGAUCCCCACCGUCGUACUCACCAGUGUAUACUUUGAUAUUGCCUCCGAUGCGAAGCUGCUCCAGAAGCCGACGGACAAUGUCAAGCGCAAUCGCCGUAUUGGAGGCGUGGUCUUCUUGCUUAUUGGUGCCAUUGUUGGUGGGUGGUUGAGUCGGAGCAGUGGCGGUAUGGAGUCUGCGCUGUGGAUGGCUGCUGGCUUGAAGCUGGUGGCAGCUUUUGGAUGGCUGUUUUGGAAGGCUAAAUAG